AUGGAAGACCAAAGAGGUGAAGAUCAUCUAUCAUCUUGGGUGUUGGGAAAUUCGAUUGUCAUUCAAAUGUCUCUAAGAGCUGCAAUUGAGCUAGACAUCUUCAAUAUUAUUGCCAAUGCAGGUUCUGAAGCUCAACUUUCUGCAGCUGAGAUUGUUGAGAAGAUCACAACAACCAAUCCGAACGCGGCUAUCACUUUGGACCGGAUACUAAGGCUGCUCAGCGUAAACUCUCUCUUGUCAAUGUUUCAAAGGCCAUGCCAAAGUGGGGAUGAUGCCACACAUCAAGAAAUGUGUUAUGGCCUAACACAGUUAACUCGUCACUUAGCAACUAAUAAGGACGGAGUUUCCUCGGCUUCGAUGGUGCUACUUUUCAGUGAAAGAAUGAUGGUUGAACCCCAAUACAUGCUUAAGAACAUGGUGCUUAAACCAGAGUGCAAGCCUUUCUACUCAAACUAUGGUGAGAAUUUUUAUAAGUACGCAGCAAAGGAGCCAAAGUUCAAUAAACUAUUCCAAGAAUUUAUGACACAGCUCAAAACUAUUCUUGGAUGA
Molecule: messenger RNA, 549 nt
Organism: Quercus robur (English oak)
Lineage: Eukaryota; Viridiplantae; Streptophyta; Magnoliopsida; Fagales; Fagaceae
Product: (S)-scoulerine 9-O-methyltransferase-like
Exons: 1
Coding region: 1-549 (182 amino acids)
Biological process (GO): methylation
Molecular function (GO): protein dimerization activity; O-methyltransferase activity; S-adenosylmethionine-dependent methyltransferase activity
Source: RefSeq, a predicted model, not a curated record